Messenger RNA from Grosmannia clavigera kw1407, 624 nucleotides. RefSeq names its product scytalone dehydratase. Bases 1 to 624 code for a protein of 207 amino acids. The record is from RefSeq and is a predicted model, not a curated record. Gene Ontology annotation, molecular function: scytalone dehydratase activity. The transcript has 3 exons. Gene Ontology annotation, biological process: melanin metabolic process. Lineage: Eukaryota; Fungi; Ascomycota; Sordariomycetes; Ophiostomatales; Ophiostomataceae.
AUGGGAUCUAGCAUCAGCUCUCUCCGGUCGGCCACUCCGGUCGAGAAGCUUCCGGAAGAGAACUAUCUCGGUCUUCAUUCUGCUGCCUAUGAAUGGGCUGACAGCUACGAUGCCAAAGACUGGGAUCGUCUUCGUCGGUGUAUUGCGCCAACUCUGCGGAUCGACUACCGCUCCUUUCUCGACAAAAUCUGGGAAGCCAUGCCGGCCGACGAGUUCAUCGACAUGAUCUCCGACCCCCACGUCCUUGGCAAUCCGCUGCUGCGCACCCAGCACUUCUUCGGCAUGUCCCGCUGGGAGCGCGUCUCAGACACGGAGGUGAUCGGCUACCACCAGCUGCGCGUCCCCCACCAGGUCUACACCGAUGCCAGCCUCGCCGACGUCGCCGUCAAGGGCCACGCCCACUCGGCCAACACCCACUGGUACCGCAAGGUCGACGGCGUCUGGAAGUUCGCCGGCCUCUGCCCCGAGAUCCGCUGGUUCGAGUACGAUUUUGACAAGGUCUUUGCCAGCGGCCGCGACCAGUUCGGCGACGAGACCGUCACGGCCUCCGCUGCCGAGACCGCCGCCGCCGCCAACGGCAUCGCUAGCACCAUCCCCGUCCGCAAGGAGGGCAUCACCGCUUGA